CGCUUUUUCUCGUCGGUGCGCUGGUUUGUGUCUGUGGACUCGGACCGUAGACAUGCUCCGGACCGUGCUUUUUCGGGCUUUGCCAGCUGUGAACCGGCUCUCGGUGUGCCAGUACUCUGCUGCCAUCCCGGAGCCCAGCAGACAGCCGGAGGUUCACUAUAACCAGCUGUUCAUCAACAACCAAUGGCAUGAUGCGUUGAGUGGGAAGACCUUCCCAACCAUCAACCCGGCUACUGGUGAGGUCAUCUGUCAAGUUGCGGAGGCUGAUGAGGUGGAUGUAGACAAGGCAGUGAAAGCAGCCCGUAAUGCUUUCAGGCUUGGGUCUCCAUGGCGACGGAUGGAUGCCUCCCAUCGUGGCGUCUUGCUCAACCGAUUGGCCGAUGCCAUUGAACAGGACGCGGCCUACCUUGCUGAACUGGAGACCCUUGACAACGGGAAGCCUUAUGCUGUUGCCUACACUGUGGAUCUCCCAAAUGUGGUUAAAUGUCUGAGGUACUAUGCAGGCUGGGCUGACAAAUGGGAGGGAAAGACCAUUCCCAUCGACGGAGACUAUUUCUGCUACACCAGACAUGAACCUGUUGGAGUCUGUGGACAGAUCAUCCCUUGGAACUUCCCUUUGUUAAUGCAAGCCUGGAAGCUUGGUCCUGCCCUUGCAACUGGGAACACUGUGGUCAUGAAAGUUGCAGAGCAAACACCGCUCACAGCACUGUAUGUCGCCAGUCUCAUUAAAGAGGUGGGUUUUCCAGAAGGUGUUGUCAACAUCUUGCCUGGCAUGGGACCAACAGCAGGCGCUGCCAUUGCAAGACAUACAGAUGUUGACAAGGUGGCGUUCACUGGCUCCACAGAAGUGGGUCAUCUGAUUCAGCAGGCAUCAGGCAGCAGUAAUCUGAAGAAAGUUACUCUGGAGCUGGGAGGGAAGAGUCCCAAUAUCAUCCUCUCUGAUGCUGACUUGGAGGAUGCGGUGGAGCAGGCCCACUUCGCCCUGUUCUUCAACCAAGGCCAGUGCUGCUGCGCUGGAUCUCGAACCUUCGUCCAGGCAGACAUCUACGAUGAGUUUGUUGAGCGCAGUGUGGCGCGAGCUCGGAAACGUUUGGUGGGGGAUCCUUUUGACUUACAGACUGAACAGGGACCUCAGGUGGAUGAGGAGCAGUUCAACAAGAUUCUGGGCUACAUCGGCAGUGGGAAGAGAGAGGGAGCCAAGCUGAUGUGUGGAGGUGAAGCGGCUGCUGAGAGAGGCUACUUCAUCCAGCCCACGGUCUUUGGGGAUGUCCAGGACAACAUGACCAUUGCCAAAGAGGAGAUAUUUGGUCCAGUGAUGCAGAUCUUGAAGUUUAAAACCCUGGAAGAUGUGAUGGACAGAGCCAACAACAGUAAAUACGGCCUAGCAGCUGCCGUCUUCACCAAAGACAUCGAUAAGGCCAACUAUCUCUCCAGUGGGCUGCGUGCCGGCACCGUCUGGAUCAACUGUUAUGACGUGUUCGGGGUCCAGGCUCCAUUCGGAGGCUACAAGGCGUCAGGAAUCGGCAGAGAGCUGGGAGAGUACGGUCUGGACAACUACACCGAAGUCAAAACGGUGACCAUCAGAGUCCCACAAAAGAAUUCUUAGAUGAGCUCCUGGAACCCGGCGGUCUUCACGCCUCAGCCAUCUUCAGAAACCAGCAGCUGUUAUCUCAGACUGAUGUCCAAAUGUACAAAUCUGCCCGUACUCUGUAAUGUCAUUUUCUGAUUGCUGAUGUGCAGUAAAAGGGUCUGAGGCACUGA
Messenger RNA from Thalassophryne amazonica, 1761 nucleotides. Its product is annotated as aldehyde dehydrogenase, mitochondrial-like. The transcript is spliced from 13 exons. Gene Ontology annotation, molecular function: aldehyde dehydrogenase (NAD+) activity. The record is from RefSeq and is a predicted model, not a curated record. The coding region runs from base 53 to 1606 and encodes 517 amino acids. Lineage: Eukaryota; Metazoa; Chordata; Actinopteri; Batrachoidiformes; Batrachoididae.